AUGAAUGAUGUUGUUCAAAGGGGUCAGAUUACCGGUUUCAAAGUCGCCGAAACUGGGAGUAUGAUAUCUCAUCUCCAACUUGCGGAUGAUACUCUCAUUUUUAUUGAUGCUAAUUCAAAUGAGGUAACUAGACUCUUUAUUAUCUUGGCUAUGUUUGAGUCUCUAACGGGUAUGAAGCUUAAUUUGGACAAAAGUACCGUGAUAAGCGUUGGUGCGAACGCGAUUAUUGAAAAAUUAGCAAAGGAACUAGGCUGUAAAACAGAGACUUUGCUUAUUAAAUAUCCUGGCAUGCCAAUUGGUGCAACUUCGAGAUGUACUUCCAUUUGGGAUUCGGUUUUAGAGAAGAUGACGCAAAAGCUCGCAUCUUGGAAGAAGAAAUUCUUGAAUAAAGAAGGACCACUAGUGCUUAUCAAGAGUUGUCUCGCUAGCUUACCAGUUUAUUUUUUAUCUCUCUUCCAUUUGCCAGUUUGCGUGGAGAAGAAAAUGAUAAAAUUGAUGAGAAACUUCCUUUGGGGUGAUGAGAAACUUCCUUUGGGGUGA
This is a messenger RNA of Papaver somniferum (opium poppy), 540 nucleotides long. RefSeq lists its product as uncharacterized. NCBI's taxonomy places the organism in Eukaryota, Viridiplantae, Streptophyta, Magnoliopsida, Ranunculales, Papaveraceae. The coding region runs from base 1 to 540 and encodes 179 amino acids. The transcript has a single exon. The record is from RefSeq and is a predicted model, not a curated record.